AUGCGCAUGCCUACUGGUUCUUCGGUCAUCUUGGCUACCCUCGCCUCCUCUGCCUCUCUUGGCGCUCUGGUCAGCGCCGCCCCAACAGACAACCAGGACUCGGCCGCGGUCGCGCAAGCCCCCGGCAGCGAUGCCACCCCCAGCACGGACGCAGGUGGUCUCGGCUCCCUUUUUGGCGGUCUCGGUCGUCGCGAGGUUGACAUAGAGCCUCGCCAACUUGCCGGCCUCUUAAACACCAUCGAAAGCAUCGCUCCCAUCGUCACCGCUGUCCUUCACUCGCUCGGUCUCCAGGUUAAGGGCGCUGUGGACGCUGCCUCCGUGCUCCCCCAGGAGCAACUGAGCCAGAUCCAGAGCAUGGUCCAGCAAGCCACCGGGGGCGUACCAGUCUCUCUUCCGGGUUUGUCAGGCGGAGCACCCGGCAACGCGAACCACAGCACGAACGGCACCAAUGCCGGCAAUGGAGGCAAUAACGGUACUACCACGACCACCCACGCGCCGCGCGCCCCGCCACCCGCCUGGGUGGACGACCGUCGCAACGGCAACGGUGGCGGCGACACAGGCAGCCAGGGCUUCACGUUCCCUAUGCAGAUGGACGUCGUCCCCGGCGGCGCGCCUAUCCCAAAGCUUCCAGGCGGGGUCUUCCCUGGCGCGCCCGCAGCCCCGGUCAACGGCGUCCCGAUCGGGAACAACAAUGCCUCCGCGCCCGCGGGCCCGCAGCCCCCGAGCCCCUUCUCGCCUGGUCUCCCGCCGAACCCGCCCAACACCCCCGCCGAGGCGAUGAGCUCCCCGCCGCUCUUCAACCCCGCAACGGCCGAGGGAAAUGAUACCUACCCGGGCAACGCGACCUUCCCCGCGAACGGCACGGCGACCUCGACGGCGAGUGGCGAGCCCUCCUACCCGACUGGUUCUGCUUGA
Phanerochaete carnosa HHB-10118-sp is the source of this 915-nucleotide messenger RNA. RefSeq lists its product as uncharacterized. The record is from RefSeq and is a predicted model, not a curated record. Lineage: Eukaryota; Fungi; Basidiomycota; Agaricomycetes; Polyporales; Phanerochaetaceae. The coding region runs from base 1 to 915 and encodes 304 amino acids. The transcript has 2 exons.